Molecule: messenger RNA, 1641 nt
Organism: Giardia duodenalis
Lineage: Eukaryota; Fornicata; Diplomonadida; Hexamitidae
Product: WD40 repeat protein
Exons: 1
Coding region: 1-1641 (546 amino acids)
Cellular component (GO): Cdc73/Paf1 complex
Molecular function (GO): protein binding
Source: RefSeq, a predicted model, not a curated record
AUGGCUGAGAAACUAUUGGCACAACAGGUAGAGGGAACCAUAACCGCCAUGGUCUACUCCUCUAAUUCUCAGAUCUUUGCCUACGGAACAGCGUUUGGAAGUAUUUUCAUACGGCAGAUCGUCCCAGGUGAGGAGAUUUCGUCGAGCAUUUCGUUCGACGAAGAUGAAUUUGACUACUAUAACAAGUACUUUCCAGGAACACAGCUUCUCUUAUCCUGUAAGGCUAAUAAUGACGCCAUACGGGCUCUGAAAUGGCUGGAUGAUGUGACGCUGAUCUCCACUGACAGCGGAGGAGGCAUCAGUAUCACUCAAAUAGUAGGGACCAGCGACAUAGAAGAGUGUGCAGAGAAGCUUGUUGCCACUGCUACCACUGCAACCGAUUUCAGAGGACGCGAUGAUCCCAUUUCCGCAUGCACCUUUGAGGUUAUUCUAAUGAAGAAGAGGCUUUGUAAGCAUCCCAUCUCCUGCCUCGAGGUCUUCGUCUAUCUGGAGCAUCUGUACCUCGCUGCCGGCGAUGAUGAGGGCUAUGUGCAUAUUAUUAAUGUGUGCAACAACUACUCCGACCUGAAGAUACUACAGUCGUUGGGCGACGCGGGGGACUACAUUACUGGCUUUGCAUGGUCAGAGUUUCAGUCCAAGCUAUAUGCGUCGUCAGCUGACGGCACGCUGUACUGUUAUGAGAUCGGGAAGGGUAAGAACAAUAGCAAGUCUAAAAGAGGUGCAGACCAAGACCCUAGUCAGGACAUCGACAUCCUGAACGGUGAUCACAAUGACCGUUCAUCAUUGGUUCGAAAAAUGAGCAGAAAGCAGCAGUAUCCCGUCUUUCGGUUGAAGGACAACUCAUCCCCCGAGGAAUUUAGCUUGACAUGCAUGAUAAUGGACCCAAACGAGCGCUAUAUCUAUUGCGGUACAUCUGAAGGCAGUGUCCUGUUGUUCUCGGUGCUAGACAUCGGUCUCCCAGUGAAUAAGUUGAGGACGACAUCGGAGAGCAUAGAGAGUGUCAUACGGUUGUACCGGAACUACUACUUGUUGGGGGCUAGUGACGGGGUGGUGCAUCUUGUUGGUUUGUACCCACCCAUACACUAUGGGGUAUUUUGUAGCGAGUUCAAAGGAGCAGUAUCUGUUAUGGAGCUAUCGGAAGAUAAGAGCCUGCUGACUAUUGCAGAGCACUUCAGUGAUGUUUUCUACAUGAUGGAUGCCAAGUGGGUGUACGAUUUGGUUGAGAAGCAAGAAGACCCGGGUCCAAUUAGUGAGGAUGAGCAAUGCUCAGAUUCGGAAGAGAUAGAUCUUCUCGACGAGGAAUCUCGUCACAAGUACGUCCGAGCUCCGUCUACAGACACCUCCGAUGAUCGCAAUGAUUCCACUACACCAAUACGAGAUGGAAUUCCCCAAAACCCAGAUUGCUCGGAUUCUUCAGACGGUGGCCCAAUACCGUUAAAGGGUGUGCUAGAGGCACCCCUAAGAGAUGAUGAACUUCCAAAGGAUGAAUCGUCCACAACAGACAGCGAGAUGGCGCAAUUCUUUAACAAGGUUAAGGCUUCAGCUCCCGAGCCCUCGCUGAAAACAACAAUACAGAACAAUACGUUUGACCGUAACAAGGUGAAAGCUAGGCGGCAGGCGUUUUUCGCUGACCUGAAAUGA